UGGCAGAGCUCUCGCGCCCGGAAAAGUAGGGUUUCAAUCGCUGCUCAUAUGGGCGAGCUGACUCCUGAGCCUGGCUGAUGCGCCCUGGCAUUGGCAUUGGCAUGCCGCAUUGGCAAGGGGCCAACUUUCAAGAGGCUAGAGCGGUCUGGACUCGGUCUCAUCAAUGAUAGACUCACUUGCCGCCCCAUCAUGGUUUGGCGGGCUUGACCCUUCCAUUUGGAGCAGCACAAGCCUGAAGGCUGAAGCUGACAUGAAGUCUGUGCUUCUCCUCUCCUUGUAGAUAGCUGAAUGCUGGCUUUAAGCUCAAUGGUGAAUCGACCAUGCAUUAGGUUUCAAUCUGCGGGAGUGACUUUGUCGGGUAAAUCAGGAGGCAGCCGUUGUUAAAGGGCGGCUCAUUGUUGUUCAUUGUGCAAUGGAUUCGUUGGGCGAGGCCGAAGUGCCUUCAUUUCAUGCCAGGAGGGUCCGCAGCAUGAGAGACAUCACUCUGGGAGUCAAGCAGCUCCGUUUUGGUAAAUGCGAAGUUGAAGCUGAUGCGCAAGGCAGUGACAAGGAUCCAGCUGUCAAGGUGAGCACCAUCACCCUCAAAGGGGGUCUGGCAAGCCCAAUGCUGCCUCCCCCCCGGGCGUCACCAGCGGGCAAGUUAUUCAAGAACAACAGGCGAAAGGAGCUGUCGCACAUCUUGCUGAGAGGCCUGUGGCGCUGGAAAGGAGAUGGCAACCAGGCAAAGAAACGGCGAAGGAAGAAUUAUGCUGGUCAGAGCGGCUCUGAGACUGGCGUCAGCAGCGAGAACCGGGCUCAUCUGCAGCACACUGGGGAGAUGUAUCGCGGGGGCCUCCUCUCUGAGGGUGGCCAGGGGGUGGGAGUGGGGGGGGACGCCACUGGCAGCGAGAGCUCAGCUGGGGAGGGCUUCUACUACAGCAGUGGGGGCGGGUCGGGGCGCGGCUCAGCCAGGAGCGCAACAGGCAAGCGCGUGGUGCGGCGUGUGCGGCGGCUGCCUCCCCUGAGCCCUGGCGGGCUGGCCCCCCUGGCGGCACGCACCGCCAACCAGGCAGAGCAGCACAAGGAGCGCGCCCCCGCCCAGCAGGGCCCGUCAAAGCUGCGCUCCGGGGAGGGGGGGGUGCCGGAGACCGCGGAAAAGGGCGGGACUGAGCCAGCAGGCAGGUUGGGCAAGAGCAGCAUGGCCCCCAGGGGGGCAGAGCAGAAGGGGGCACCAGGCGACGGAAGCGGGGAGCGGAGCGAGGUGGCGGCUGGGGUAGCGACAGCGGGAGUGGCAAAGAGAAUGGACGGGAGGCACGGCAGCCGGCCCACAAGCGCCACGCUGACGCACAGCCACAGCAACGACUCUGGAUACGGGAGUGAACUGGGGUACGGUGGCGAUGGAGAGACAGGGUACGGCGACGAGAGCUACGGCGACGAGUUCAGCGUGGAGGAGGAGGAGGACUGGGACAAGGAAGGCCCCCCGCCCGCAGAGUACUGGCGGCUGUGGGAGGCGCUCGUGGCGGCGGGGGGACUGCGCGGCAGGCACAGGGCGGGGCGGGGCGGGGAGCCGCUCAAGGAGACGUUUGCGGAGCUGAUGCGGGACGCCAAGGACGGCGGGAGCCACCAGAUGGCGGAGCUGCUCAGCGCGAGCCACGCGCGCGUCAAGCGCUACCAGCAGCGCCUGCGCCGCCGACGGAGGCAGUGGACGCACCCGCUGCCGCCGCACCCGCAGCCGCACCCCGUGAGGCGCGAGACGGAGGAGUCGUCCGGCGACUGCUCCCUGCACUCGCUGCAGACCAGCGUGGACGGCAGCGGCGCGCGGUGCAGCGCAGAGUGGCGCCUGCAGCGCACCAACAGCCUGCGGGAAGCGGACAUGGAUAAAGAGAACACGGGCAGUUGACGGCAGGGCGGGCCCAGGUGACGGGCCAGGUGGUGAAGUCAGUGGUUUACACAGGGGCGCGUGUGGUUGCAUUGCCUGCACAGGGUAGAUUAAGUGUACAGAAACGGCAAUAGGACUGGACAACAGGGGCAUCACUGCGACUACUGGCAUCAGAGCUGGCCGUUUUUUGUCGCUGUAAGGAUGGAGCAACAGCAGUAGGUUCUGGAAGGGAUUCCAAUGAAAGCUGGGCCUUCGAGUGGUAGGUGAAGUUGGAAAGACAGAGUGUCUCUUUGUGGUAGGCUAAGCUGGGUGGUUACUGGGCUAUGGUUGACGGAAUUGCUCAGCGAGUCGGUACUCGUGUACAAUACACGGAUAAGGUAGAGGCACAGCGGUCAGCUAGCACGCACGGGACAUCAACGAGAUCUGGACCGCGUGAUGUAGAUAUGAGAAGGGGGAUGGUUAUUGGUUCGUCACAUCCGGGCAGAUCCUUUCAUUAUUUGAACACUUUGAUGAAUCACGUGCACGAGGCAGGAUGCAUCUUGCAACAUGCACUUGUUGCACUGUCGUAAUUCAUAUCUGCUUGCCA
Molecule: messenger RNA, 2444 nt
Organism: Klebsormidium nitens
Lineage: Eukaryota; Viridiplantae; Streptophyta; Klebsormidiophyceae; Klebsormidiales; Klebsormidiaceae
Source: the annotation of a GenBank genome assembly